CAAAACAACAUAAUCGUAGGCCUAAACUUCGCGUAUUUUGCAAUUUAUUUGAUAUAUAAGUAAUAUAUAUAGAUUAGAAGGAAUACUAGGUCAACGUUAGUGAGAUACUUGCUAUGUGAAUUUUGUUUUUAAUCUUUAAAAAACGGGCUGUCUGAUUUCGCGAUUAAGAAUGUGAUUUUUAUUUAUUUCUAGUAUUUUGAAUGUUUAAAUUUGUUUAAAAUUAAAGGUAUACAACUGAAGUUAUUUACACUGGGUUACUUAGUCAAAAUAAGACUUAGGCUUAAAUUGAUUAAGUUAGUUAAUUGCAGCCGUUAAGAAGGUGUAAUAUUUCAAUCGUCGCUGCUUGUCUUUGCAUGAUUAACCUACCUCUAUAGCCUCACGUUAAUUAGUCUGGAGUCCCGAGUUGUGUGGUUAAACCAACAGCCUAUAGGUUAUUGGUUUGGCCAGUUUGGAGUAUUGUAUUCAAUAUUAGGUACCUUACCUUAGAAAUGACACUGAAUUGUUGGAAAGAGUUCAGAGAAGGGCUGCUAUAAUGAUACCUGGGAUGGAAAAGUCAUCAUAUGAGAACAGAAACCCAAAAGGCAGAAAAUAUAUGUUCUUGCCCUUUGUGCGGCUUACAGAGUAGCAUGAGCCAAGACAACAAGAAAUGGGCAUGUGGAUAUUGCACCUAUGAAAACUGGCCCAAAGCUAAAAAAUGUACAUUAUGUCUAGCUGUAAGACCUCCACAUAUCAUCACAGAAGAAGCUUCCAAAGAGAAUAACAUCUAUAAGAUAACUCCAUUGAUACAAGAAACAACUUCUCAGAACAAAGUCUGCACCAGUGACAACAGUGUUACCUCUACAGGUUCUCCAUCAGAUGUGGGGACAUUCAGAAAAUGGAGCUGUCAGAUAUGUACUUUCUUGAACUGGCCACGUUCAGAGAAAUGUACCCAAUGUUUGUCUCCCUGGUAUUGUAGUUCGUUGACAUCCAAUCAGGUCCACUUAGGAUCACCUGGCCCCACUGAUAAUAAGGGUGAUAUACAUACACCAGAGAGGACUAUCCCACCUCCAUUGCCUUUAGUUGUGCAGACAGACAGAUAUGAAAAUAUUAGAAACAAAUCAUGCUCAGAAAAACAAAAGUGGAAUUGUUCAGCAUGUACAUACGAAAAUUGGCCAAAAUCUCAAAAGUGUGUUUUGUGUGGAACUGGACGAAUAAAAUCACCAGGAAGCUACAUGAGUGAGACUGAGGAAGGAAGAAGUCCGUCCUCCCCAAUUUCAAACCAGAUAUCACGAAGAGCAUCUCCACCAGGUCUCCCUCAUUACAUAACCACCACCAGUUCUAUAGACAGCUUACAUAGAAGAACCAAUAACAGACAGACAGAAGCAGCUAUUAUUCAGGGACACUCGUCAGUGUCUUGUACUAGUGAAUCAACACAAGUUUUGAACAAUUAUAUUGAAGAACAGAGACAGAGGCAACAGAGAAGAAAGCCUAGAGAAUUUGACAGAGCUUGGCUAAAUGCUUGUAUGGGUGUUAUAGAUGGAGAUCUGAAUCCUGUGAUACAUUAUCUGUCAAUUGGAGGUGAUCCAGCUCGUCAGCUUACUACCUCUGAUGUUGCAUUGUUAUCCCGAACCAUGAUGUUUGAAGUAGGAAAGAGCCUAACUGAGUUAGCUGUACAAUACCAGAGGGAUGAGGUUUUAGCCAUCUUGCUACCUCAUUCAUCACACCCAAUAGUAAAACGAGCACCACCAGAUGUGAAUAGAAGUCUGUCAAGAGACAUUCGACGUCAUAUUGCUACUUCUCUAAAGCAGAGGAUAGGAGAAUUUUCAUGCUAUUUUGUCACAGAAUUUGUAACUUUUACUCUUCCUGCAGAAAUAGCAGAUUUUGCACGACCUGUAACAGAAAGAUUAUUUGAUGAACUGUUAGACAGAUAUGCACAGAAAGAAUUAGAAGAAGAAGCACCAGUUAUUAACUGGAGCAUAGAACUUACAGACAGGCUAGGCUCAAGACUGUAUGUCCUAUGGAACCGAAGUGCUGGGGACUGUUUGUUAGACUCAGCUUUACAAGCUACGUGGGGGGUAUUCGAUAGAGAUAACACAUUGCGACGUGCAUUAGGUGAAAGUCUCUGUGAUGCUGCACCUGUGUUAUAUCCGAGGUGGAGAGAAGCAGAAACUCUGCAAGCUAAUCUCUUAAACUUUACGCUGGAUGAUUUCCAGUGGCAAGAAGACUGGGCUACUCUUCUCUCAUUAGCUACACAGCCAGGAUCUGCUCUUGAACAGAUGCAUGUUUUUACUUUGGCCCACAUUCUUCGACGACCUAUUAUAGUGUAUGGGGUAAAAUAUGUAAAGAACUUAAGUGGGGAAGCUUUGGGUUAUGCACGCUUUGAAGGAAUCUAUUUACCUUUACUUUGGGAACGCAGCUUUUGCUGGAAAUCCCCUAUUGCGUUAGGCUACACACGUGGCCAUUUCUCAGCAUUAGUAACAAUGGAACCUGAUUUAGGUGACGUUUUGGGUGCUGGAGCAAACAUAAGGGCAAAUGAUGACCAGCAUGUGGUGUUUCUGCCUUUGGUGUCUACAGACCAAAAAUUGCUUCCAGUACAUUUUCUUACUCAAAGUGAGCUUGGGAGAGAAGAAGAAAUUAUCCAUCAGUGGUUGGAUUGCUGUGUCACUGAAGGUGGAAUUUUAGUGGCUCAACAGAAAGUACCAAAGCGCCCUCUUCUGGUUGCCCAAAUGAUAGAAGAAUGGUUAGAUUUUUAUAGAAAUCUGGAACGUGAAUCUAAAGCUUCUACAUCAAAUAUAACCACUGAAUCCAACACAAAAGGUUAUUCCAGUGAAGGAGAUUCAGAGCAUGAAUAAACUGUAAAGAUGUACGAUGUUGAAAACAUUUCUUUCUUUGAUACAUAAAAAAAGUUGAGCCACCAUGAUAAAAUGAAGAAUAUCUAACACUAUGCACCUAUACACAGUUAAUGUAUAGAAACUAGAAAGUUAUAAUAAUUUUAUAAGGACAGUUAUUAGUUUGAAUUUAACAUUUUUAACUUCAGAAUCUACAUAACAAAAACUUGUUAUACCUAUGAGUUCCAUGAUCAGAUAGUCUCACCUCUAAAGGAUGAUAGCAACACUAUAAUACAUCAUAUUGAUUGUUAGAAUUUGAUCAUUAUCUUUUAUUUAUGAAUCUGUAAGUGCAAAGUAAUGUAAAAAAUAUUCCAUGCAAAACUUUAAAAUUGGUGCCCAAUACUGACUAGUGUUUUUAGUGAAUUGAAAUUGUUUGAAACUGAAAAUAAGGAUCAUUAUUGGAUCAAAAAAUAAUAUCAAAUGAUAUAAGUGGAGUGUCAAAUAAAAUUUAAAGAGGAUGCUUAUUGAUUAUUCUUUUUGAUUGUAUAGUGUUAACUAGAAUGAUAUUUAUAUCUGAGUAGUAUUAUCAAAAUGUCCCUUAUAUACAGCCUUGUGAAGAAGCUUGUAGUAAAACUUAGGUAUAGUUUAUGGACAAAGGUAUUUUAUGCUGUUAUUAUUAUUAUCAAAAGAGUAAUAUUUAAGCAGUAGAAAAAUUCUUGUAGAAGUUCCUUGAAAUAAUUGUAGCUUAGAAUAACAAGAGAAAUUACACUUAAAAUUUAACUCUAAUUUUUCUUUUAAAGUCUUUGAAAUUCAUUACAAGAUGUGUGUCUUGCUUUGAAAAUUUGUUUGUGUAGAUUUUACUUUCACGACAGUAACUACUAAUUCAUUUAUAAAAAUGUUAAUACUGUAAGCUUUUCUUUUGAACAAACUGAAAGUAAAUAUGUUUUUAUUAGGAAAACUAAAUGUUUUUUAUUACUUGUAAAACCUUCUUUAGCUUUGUUUCAUAUAUUAUUUUUGUAUAGUAAUUCAUUAAUUACAUAGUUAUUAUAUUAGAUUAUAAGUUGAUAAAAAAAAACUAAUGUCUGUAUCCAACUUAUUUGAUCAUCUUGUGCUGUUAUGUAUGACAGGCUUUAGAUAAGUAAUCACAUUUAAACUCUUAUAUCCUCAUCCUAAUUGAGCUGAAACUCAACAGUAUUUAUAUAAUAAAUUACAUUUCUAGUUGUAGUAUAACAUUUUGCUCCCUUUACUAUCUUAAGAACUUGUAGACUUUAAUUUGUAGGAAUCUCUUGGUGUCUUCCAUAGAAAUAACUUUUAGUGAAAUCCUAAAAAACAAAAUGCUUGAUAAUUUACUUUAAGCUUCAGAAAAAUACUUAAAAUUUAAUUUACUGUUUUUAAAGAAUUAGAUUUUCCCACAGGAUUAAAACGACUAAGUUUAGUUUGUUUACUACAAAAUGCACGUUAUGUGAUCAAGUAUAUCUCUGUAUGCUUUGCUUUACUCUCUAGAAAAUACUAAACUUAACCUGUUAAGGAGAAACAUGAAAAUUUGAAAAAUGUGAGUUAUUGUUACUUAAUUGUGGAAACUCUAGUUAUGUAACAUAUAAACAAUAUUGGUGAGGAAGAAUCAGAUGCCCUUCUGGAUAAUAAGUUAAAGUAUAUUAAUCCUGGUUUCAGACUCUUUACUGAGUGUUACAACAUGGGAGUGUCUACAGCUUUUAUAAAACUAUGUUUUUAGGUAUUUUAAGGUGUAUGACCUUCAGUUUAACAUAGACAGAUAAAUCACACAACAAACUUAAAAGUAAGUCAACUCUUAACAACUUACAGAAAUAUGAAAGAUUUAAUACUAAUAUCUGGAAAGUUUUCAGUAAGUUUAUGUAAUAGCAUUUUCAUUGAUUAAGCUCUAAUAACCAGAAAUAAUAUAUGUACUUUUUUAUUUAACAGUGGAUUCCUCAACCAUUUUUGUUGUAGUGGAUCAUGUCUAAUAGAUGAUGUUUCUAUUAACUGUGUAUUCUUUUUUUUUCACCUUAUAUAUCUUGAAUUGAAUAUAAAUCAGUCCAUAAUCUUUUUCCCAAUGAAAUAAUGUAUAUUAGAUCUUGCUCCACUACAUUAUACCCAUUCUGAACUCACAUUAGCAGAAACUCCAAGCUAAAAUUAUUUAAAACAUUAACACCACAAACAUGAAUAAUAUUGUUCUAUUUUUUUAAUUGCCAAGGUAUUUAUACAGAGUCUCAUUGAAGUUGUAUGUUAAGAGUAUUAUUUUUUAUGCAUCUGUCUUUUACUUUUGCCAAUGCUGUAUUCAAUUCAUAGUUUUAUUCUCUAAAGGUUUAUGUUUGCUUGUGUAUUUUAUAUCAUAGGAAAUAUGGUAUGCAAUAUGGAAUAUUUUAUAUAUUUUAAAUCUUAGAAUUUAGCAAAAACUUCAGUAGUAUUUAACUUGUAAGAAUUCUAAUUUUUCAAAAUCCAAAAUGGUAAAAAAUGGUAUGUUCAUAAAUAUAUUUUGAGAGAGUAAUUUCCCUUUGUUGAUGUGUAUUUGAACAGAUUAUGUAUAAUUCAAACAUGCAGCUUGCCUGAGAAUGGAGAUUUGAGCUUAAAUUGCAGACUUGCUUAGUAGUUGUAUAAAAUGUGAUAUCUUUAUUUUUCACUUCUGAAUUUUAGGAGUUUUGUAUAUAUAUUAACAUUGUUUUAAAUCAGGUACUUUGUACAUGGUUUAGAGAGCAUCUAAUAUAUAUAGUAUAAGAUACUUAUAGAAUGUAGAAUGAACACUUUUCUCUACUGGGAAAGCUGGGGAAAAUAAACAGUUUUCUUGAUAAGCCAGUAAAAUUUUACCAGUAUAAACUUUCCUAUAAAUGAAUAAAGUUCAAAUAUCAUACCUAUUAGUAAAAUAGAUAAUGUUUAUUAAAUUUUGCACACUUUCACAAAUGGUUUCUCUAGGUAUGAAUAAAGUUCCUGAAGAUUGAAAACAUUCCCCAAAGACCUACCUGGUAGUGAGAAGUUUAAUCUGUUAACUAGUCUGUUUUAGAUGAGUCUUGUACAAAGUCUCUGAUUGCUGUUCAAAAUUAUCAGUGUAGUGAUAACAGAAAAAUUAAAGUACCUUAAAGCAACUUUUGUGUUGAAGUUUGUGCAUAAUAUAAUCUUCUAAUUUUUUUUUACUUCUCUUUAGUUCUUUACAAUGAUAUCUGUGCAGUUUGUGUGAGUAUAGCAUCUAUCAUGUUGAAGAUACUCAUGUUCUUUGUUGUUGUUUUUUAACACUGCAGGAACAACUAUUUUAUCAGAUAUUCAGUUUUAUUUCAUAGUAGAAAGAUAAAGCAGCACAAACUUACUUGUACAAAAACAAACAAAUUUGUAUCUGGUAGAAGUUGUAUAUAUAAAAUAAAUUGUAAUUUCAAGUGAAUAAAUCAUUGAUGAACUAAU
Messenger RNA from Limulus polyphemus (Atlantic horseshoe crab), 6212 nucleotides. RefSeq names its product ubiquitin thioesterase zranb1-B-like. NCBI's taxonomy places the organism in Eukaryota, Metazoa, Arthropoda, Merostomata, Xiphosura, Limulidae. The transcript has 12 exons. Gene Ontology annotation, cellular component: cytoplasm; nucleus. Gene Ontology annotation, molecular function: cysteine-type deubiquitinase activity; K63-linked polyubiquitin modification-dependent protein binding. Bases 561 to 2831 code for a protein of 756 amino acids. Gene Ontology annotation, biological process: protein deubiquitination involved in ubiquitin-dependent protein catabolic process; protein K33-linked deubiquitination; cytoskeleton organization. The record is from RefSeq and is a predicted model, not a curated record.